This is a messenger RNA of Microdochium trichocladiopsis, 1836 nucleotides long. RefSeq names its product major facilitator superfamily domain-containing protein. Gene Ontology annotation, cellular component: membrane. The record is from RefSeq and is a predicted model, not a curated record. The transcript is spliced from 4 exons. The coding region runs from base 1 to 1491 and encodes 496 amino acids. Gene Ontology annotation, biological process: transmembrane transport. NCBI's taxonomy places the organism in Eukaryota, Fungi, Ascomycota, Sordariomycetes, Xylariales, Microdochiaceae. Gene Ontology annotation, molecular function: transmembrane transporter activity.
AUGGCGCCAUCUAUCCACUCGCAGGAGGGCUCGAACUCUGACAAGCAUGCCGCCGACGACAUCCUCCAGGCGCAGCAACUUGCCAGCCAAUGGCAGGAAGGCACCGAUGCCGAGAAGAAGCUGGUUCGCAAGCUCGACUGGAGGAUCCUGCCCUGCUGUUGGGUCCUCUACUUGCUUGGCUUUCUGGACCGAGCCAAUAUUGGCAACGCCAAAUCCGGAGGCCUCGAGAAAGACUUUGGGCUCACUUCAGAGCAAUAUUCCAUCAUUGUCAUGAUGUUCUUCCUUUCCUAUCUGGUUUGUGAGGUACCAUCGAACAUGAUAUUGACUAGAGUUCGGCCGAGCAUCUUCUUACCUGGGCUUGGACUCGUAUGGGGCACGUUUGCUGCUCUCAUGGGCGCGACACACAACUGGCACCAGCUUGCCGGGAUGAGGUUCCUUCUUGGCGUUGCCGAGGCCGGGUUUGCGCCCGGGUGUGCUUUCUUCCUGUCGACUUGGUACCGCCGGUACGAGCUGGCGACUCGCUUCUCCCUGCUCUACACCUCAGUCCCCAUUGCUGGUGCGGUCUCUGGGCUGCUCGCGGGGGUCAUCACACAAUACAUGGAAGGUGCUGGUGGCAUUGCUGGCUGGCGCUGGCUCUUUAUCAUAGAAGGCCUGGCCUCUGUUGUCGCAGCGGUGUGCAUCUUCUUCCUCAUGCCCGACUACCCCUCCAACAGCAAGCGCUUCCUGAACGAGGAGGAGGCGAUCCUGGCGUGCAACCGCCUCGCCGUGGACGGAAUCGCCCUCGCUCAGGGCGCUUCGACCAAGAAGCUCGGCCACUGGGAGGCCUUUGUCAUGACAUGCAAGGACUGGCGUGUUUGGGCACAGUGCAUCAUGUUUGUGCUCGUCACGGGCUCGCAGACGAUGCAGUACUUCAUCCCUACGCUCGUCAACAGCUUCGGAUGGAAGGGCUAUGUUGGGCAGUACUACACGAUUCCCGCGUACAUGGCCGCCCUGUGCUACGUCGUGGGCUGUGGCUACCUCGCCGACCGCUUCAAGACCAAGUGGCCCUUCAUCACUGCCCUCUCCGCCAUCGGCACUCUCUUGUUUAUCGGCGUCAUCGUGGCCUCCGGCACGGGCGACCGCGUCGCACAAUACGUCCUUACAGUCUUUGCUUUUGGCACCAUCUACGGCUGCUCGCCCCUGGUCAAGACGUGGCUCGCCGACGUGAUCCCCCAGCCCGCGGAGAAGCGCGCCAUCGCGAUCGCGCUCAUCAACUCGAUCGGCAACGCGUCGAGCAUCUACUCGACGUGGCUGUGGCCCAGCACCGACGCGCCGCGGUACAUUCCUGGUUUCGCGACGACCACGACGUGGCUCGGGGUCCUGUGCGCGCUGAGCGUGGGCUUCGCGGUGCUGUUCAGGAAGUUCCCGACCGAGAGGAGCGAUCAUACGCAGACGAUGGCGGGGGAGAUUCGGGCGCAGAGGGAGGCGGCGAAUGCGUCGAGUCGGGCGUGAGGAACUUUUCGUGUCCAAGGACUAGGGGGCUGCUGGAUGGACGGAUGGAUAAUUCUGACCGACGAUAGUGAAUGCGAGUCUUCGGGGCUUCCCCAUGCAAUCAUGACCAACCACGCCGAGUCCCUCCCUGCAUGUGUACGUGUGAUGCAGCCGAGUUAGAAGGCGCAGAGGGUCAGAGGGUCAGAGGUCUAGAGGGUUAGAUGCCCAGAGGGUCAGAGCCAGUUGCCUCGAAGCUACAUCCCCCAACCUUCCAGAGUUGACACCGCAUUUCAGAGGUUUGGAUCAGGCUGCAUAAUUGGUGGAACUUGGACGGCCUCGCAUCAGAGCUGAGAACCUAAACGAUAG